Molecule: messenger RNA, 2678 nt
Organism: Amoebophrya sp. A120
Lineage: Eukaryota; Dinophyceae; Syndiniales; Amoebophryaceae
Source: the annotation of a GenBank genome assembly
GAGCGGUAUGGUAGUCAACGACUUUAGAACUUCCGAUGCGCGUAACGGCGCCUGUAUGAGGCGUUGAGCUAGCUCUACAUCUAUCAAAGAGGAGCACGAGCAGAGCAAGAAGUUGGAAGAAGCGAAGGAGUUUGCGUAGUUUGGUUUUACCAUAAAAACAAAAUCCGUGCAGUUCUUUCGUGGCGACACAACAUCUGGAUUCAGAGACUGUAGAGGACACUUUUUAAUAUUACGUAGUAACUUUCGAUAGAUUCAGUUCGGUGAAAAAGCAUAAGAACCAAUCGAUGGCAUCCACGGAGAAAGGUGCUUUGCUGGCCACCGAGGCCGGCGCAAAAAUCGGCGCGUUUGCCUCCUCAAAUUUCGGCGGGCUGUGGAAAUUUCUCUUCUUCGUCGGGGCGGUAUGUGUUUAUUUAUUAACGUCUACUCGCAAAAAUUGAAGAAAGUGUGUGCCUCACUUUCGCUUGUCGAUAAAAAAGCAGAACGGAAAAUGGAUUCAGAAUCAGAGUGCUUUGGAUCUUGCGGCCCUCAUGGGUUAUCAUGCAUGAGAGAUAGGAGGCCGAGGCCUGUUUCUUUCCUUUGAAGAGAAAGGAAAUGCAAAUAGUAAUUGAAGGCACCGAUAACUGACACCAAAUGUCCAGGGCUGCGUCACGGCAGGCGGCGUACUUGGAAUAAUUGGGGGCAUCAGCAGCUUCCUAUCACCCUUCAGCUUCUGCAACCAGGUUUGUAUAAUUUAGUUUGCUUCGAUCGUCGCAUCAUCGUCACCGUUGUAUGGCCCACUUCCCAUGUGGUCCCGAGUGGGCGAGCGUGGUGGGGGUAAAUUAAUUGUGGUUCAUGAGCAGAGGCGGCUGGUCAUGCAGGAGAUACGGAAGAACAAGAAAUAGAUGAAUACGAAUAGUACGAAUAAAGUAUCUGUACGUAAGUCGCUAUGUUUUCAAUUUAGGUCUACCUUCUGAUAUUCGGUUUGCUGAUGCUUAUUCUGGACAUGCCCUACGAGAACACGCAACUUCACGAUUGCGCACUGGAAAAGCGUCCGUGUCGUUCACAGGAACUGCAUGUCAGUGAGUACUCUUCCUGUUAGUUUGCAGAUCGUAAAUGGAUUCUUUUCAAUGCGGGAUAGUUGUGUAUAGGCAUGGUUGGAUGGCGGACGAAAUUGAAAAACUACUACUUGUUUUUGCAUGCAAUCUAUUGCCGCGUGAACGACAUGACAUUUUUUUUUGCUGCAUAACCAAAUCCGCCUCGCAAUUUUCCGAUACCUGCUUUUCAUGACACGUUUCACCGGAAGGGGCGCAUGGUACAAUUUGCGUGACUGAACAUUUUUCUCUUGUUCACGAUAUGUCACGAGGGUAGGUUUUAGAAAUAAGCCUUAAGUACGCAUUUUUAAUAGUGCAUAAUGAAACUCCUGGUAGACGAGAAAGAGGUAGCAGGCCGCCCUGCAGCUUGAUCCAUUAGAAAUUUACUAUCAACUACUGACUCUUAUCGUUAUCUCCCAGGUACCUAUUCCUUGCCACGAUGAUUUGGGCCAGCCUUUUCAACCUCGGCCUCGAUCCCAUGAUAGGCUUUGUUCUGGCUGCCGUCGUGGGAGCCCUGGGCGGAGUAAGUGUGUACUUCGGCGUCCAGAAAUCCAUGCGACUAGAAAAGCUGCGAAAAGCAAUCUGCGCAAAGGGCGCUAACGCAGUACUCGAUAUGGUGCCGGCAAGGUAUUUCUAUAUGAAUAAAAAGUUUUUGCAGCUGCAGAUGCAGUUUCGCCACCACAAGAAACCCGGUCUGAGUAGAAUGAAUAGUAAAUCAACAUCAAGCGCGCCGUCGCGAUUUGCGUUUGAAUCUGUGUGUGAAAAUAGCAUGCGGCACAGGGGGUGAAAAUUUUAGAUCAUCUUUACAGGCGAAUGAUGCUUUAAAUCAAUCAUCCGCAGGGGCUUGACACUCGAGGAAUUCAACGAGCUAGCAAAGCAGAAUGUUUAUCGCGCAGAAAUGCACAUCUUUACCAGCGACUAGCAUGCCUGUUCUUCUGUGAUUAUUUGCGUUGUACGUAACAAAAUACAGAAGGAAGCCAGGCCAAGAGGACAGGCGAAUCAAUCCUGUGUGCAAUGCCUUCAUCAGGCGAAAACGAAAUCCAUACACGUCUGAGACAUGUUUUUGGUUUCAUCUCGGAAACCAACCAGAAUGCAUACUCAAAAUUAUCACACGAUAGUAACAUGCUAGUAGUUGAAGCUUCUUUCUCCGCUCUUCGAUACCCAGACGGACUUGACUUUCUCGACCGAAGAGUUGCACUACAUUUCCCGCGCAUUGAGUUUUCGGGUGCGGCACGAUGAUAUCAUCAGCCAAGAAGAGUUCCGAAGCUGGACGCAGGGGUCGAUGACAAUACUGUGAACUCGUACUACUUCGUUCCCUCAAGGUGCGCUCUUCUCGGCGAGCAGGCGACGGCAGGUUUUGCGAGCGGCGGACUGCUUGGGCAUGGUCACGGUUGUUUGAUGCCGUCGUGUGCUGGAACUUCAGUAAGUACUCGCUUUAAAAAGAAUACCGCGCACAAAUACAACUUUCCGAGCUCACCUGCAUGCUCGUGACGGAACCAAAAACAAAGGUCGCAUGAUCUCUACUUCCUUGAGGAGCAGACUAAAUGUGUACUUGCUCGUGCAGUGUGGCAAGAUAUUAAAAGUGUUCAGCGGUAUGAAGAACAACAC